Molecule: messenger RNA, 2748 nt
Organism: Laccaria bicolor S238N-H82
Lineage: Eukaryota; Fungi; Basidiomycota; Agaricomycetes; Agaricales; Hydnangiaceae
Exons: 13
Coding region: 1-2748 (915 amino acids)
Cellular component (GO): plasma membrane
Molecular function (GO): calcium-activated cation channel activity
Source: RefSeq, a predicted model, not a curated record
AUGUACAGCGCGUCCACGGCGACCUUCGUCACAGCGCUUGUCUUCAACGCAGCUGUCUUUGGCAUCGAGCUCGUCAUCUUCACUCUCUUACGACCUUACUUCAAGGCGAUUUAUGAACCACUCACUUAUACCCCACCACCAUCUAAACGCGCACAACCCCUAUCCAACAGCCUUUUAUCAUGGCCUAUCGCCGUCUUCAAAGCGGACUACCGCGGUAUCAUUCGUGCCAAUGGGCUCGAUGCAUAUUUCUUUGUCCGCUUCCUGCGCAUGAUGGUCAAAGUCUUGUUACCCAUCUGGAUUAUCUCAUGGAUCGUCCUCUUCCCCGUUACUGCGGUCAAUAGCAGCGUUUCAGGAAAGGAUAGCCUUGAUAAACUUAGCUAUGGAAAUGUGGCGAAUGAUAUACAAGUUCGUUAUGCCGCUCACUUGAUUUUGGUUUAUAUCUUCACUUUUUGGAUCUUUUAUAAUAUCAAAAACGAGAUGAAACAUUUCCUUAUUACGCGUCAACAACACCUUAUCGAAACCGAACAUGCUAAAUCAGUGCAAGCUAAUACCAUUCUCAUAACUGGAAUACCCGCGAAAUACCUGUCUCAAGACGCGCUUUACAAACUAUACAAUGGAUUACCAGGAGGAGUGAAACGAAUUUGGAUUAACCGGAAUCUCAAGGAUUUACCUGACAUCUAUGACCGUCGCCUCGCAGCAUGCAGUAAACUUGAAUCAGCUGAAACGGCCUUGCUGCGAACUGCUGCGAAGCUGCGUCUUAAAGACGAAAAGGCGAAUGGACCCAAGAGCGAGAAGAGUCAAGAAGCGAAUAUCGAAGAGGCGCCGACUGCGCAAGCUAUCGAAGUUCCAGUCGGAGACCGUCCCCAACAUCGUCUUGGUUCCAUUCCAUUCAUCGGAAAAAAGGUUGAUACGAUCGAGUGGGCUCGUCAGGAGAUAGCGGAAUGCACUCGGUUAUUGGACGAAGGCCGCGCACGCAUUCGGGAGGCAGACGAGGCACAUGCUCCUCAUGAUGACGACGACCUUUUCAGUGCAUCGUCGGUUGAUGAUGAAGGAAAUCCUCGGGUGCGUCAGAAAAAGGGCGAGCAUGGUAUCAAAGAAAUUGGACAUGCAGUCAAGGGCGCUGGGCAAACAGUAAAGCAUACUGGCGAGGCCGUCAAGGGCAGAGUAAUAGGCUCAGGCGGGGCGGGGGAAUACCCGCCUAUGAACAGCGCAUUCAUCACGUUUAGGAAACAGAUUUCGGCACAUUUGGCGGUUCAGGUUCUGGCUCACCACGAGCCUUACCGGAUGAGCGACCGUUACGUUGAAGUCUCCCCCGAAGACGUAAUCUGGGCCAACUUGGGCAUGAAUCCUUACGAGCAAAAGAUUCGGGUCGCCAUCAGCUACGCAGCUACUGCAGCACUCAUUAUCUUUUGGACCAUCCCUGUUGGAUUUGUCGCUGUGAUCUCCAACAUCUAUACCGUCUGCGCCAAAGCCGUUUUCCUAAGUUGGAUCUGUAAACUCCCGAAGGUUGUCGUUGGCAUUAUUUCUGGCAUUCUCCCACCAGUCCUCUUGGCAGUCCUGAUGAUGCUUCUUCCCAUCAUCCUGCGCCUCCUCGCUCGCUUCGAGGGUAUACCCAAACGCACCGGAUUGGAACUUUCGCUGAUGACCAGAUUUUUCAUCUUCCAAGUCGUCCACUCAUUUUUGGUUGUCACCAUUGGCUCUGGUAUUGUGGCGUCCCUCACUGGCAUUCUGAACAAUCCAACGAGUGUACCAACGAUCUUGGCGCAACAGUUACCUCAGGCUUCUACAUUCUUUUUGACAUAUAUUAUUCUCCAAGGUCUCUCGGGCGUCGCUGGAGGGUUCCUGCAGAUCGUACCGCUUUUAAUCUACUACGUCAAGCUGUUCAUACUCGGUAGCACUCCCCGCUCGGUCUACGACAUCAAGUAUGGUGCAAGGAACGUUGCUUGGGGAACUACAUUCCCUGGCGUAACGCUGCUUGUCGUGAUCACCCUAGGAUACUCCAUCAUUUCGCCCGUUAUAAACGGUCUUGCUUUUGCAACAUUCUUCCUCUUCUAUAUGCUGUACAAGUAUAUCUUUUUGUGGGUUUACCAGCAAGACCUCAAGAGCGACACUGGUGGAUUGUUUUUCCCUAAAGCAAUUCAACACGUGUUCGUGGGCAUGUAUGUGCAGCAGCUUUGCCUGUGUGCGUUGUUUUUCCUCGCCCAAGAUGAUAAGAAGAAGGCAAGCGCUGUUCCAGAAGGCGCUCUCAUGGUUGUCCUGAUUGUCAUCACGGCUGGAUUCAAUAUCAUCAUCAAUCAAUCAUAUGAUCGCCUCUUGUGUGCACUCCCUCUGAGUCUGCAAGACAAGACGUACACUGCACAAGGUGACGAGGGAGAGGAAGAACACGAGGGACAGGAAGAACCCAUUCCCUCGAGGACGCCGCAGGAACUUGAAGCGGGUGGUCCUCAGGACCACGACAAGCUUGCGAAACAGGGAUUGAUUUCGGAGAGCCCAGCAAUCGAGGAGAAAAAGCGUGCGGAACUUGAAAAGAAGAUUCAAACAGAAGAAGAUUAUGGCUUCGCGCACCCCGCUGCUUCGAGACCCCAGAGGACUAUUUGGCUUCCGAGAGACGAUCAUGGCUUGGUGACGGAGGAGCAGCGUGCUUGUGCUGAGGCUGGCGUGGAUGUGAGUGACAAGAAUGCACAAAUGGAUGCGAAGGGCAAGGUCGAUAUUGUUGGUGGGCCGCCGGAUUUAGUGGGCGAGAUAUAG